CUUCUGAUCAAUGGCGUCUGUUCGAGAACUCGAUUCACUUCCAGGUUUCUCCACGCCCAGAAAGAACAAGAAAACAGCUGUUGAAUGUUUUACCGAUGCCGAUGACGAUGACGACUCACCUUUAAGACCCAUCUUCUGUUUAAAGAGAAAAUCCGCCAUUAAAGAGUUUGAAGAGAAAGAAGAUUGCUUCAUCCUCGAUUUUGAUCCAGAAGAAGAUUCUUUUGAUCUCUCCAAGAUCUCCCCCGAAAAGGGUCAACACAACAACCCCCAAGAUUCUCCAGACAUUUCCUUACUCGCUGAAAGAGGACAGGUUGCUUGCAGAGAUUAUCCCCAUUCUAGACAUUUAUGUGUAAAUAAUCCAUUCGAGAAUACACCCCAUGAAAGCUACUGUAAAUUGUGCUAUUGCUAUGUGUGUGAUGUUGCUGCACCUUGCAAAUCAUGGUCUGGAGUGGGUGGCCAUUGUCAUGCAAUUGAUACUGAAGGUUGGAAUUUUGUGAGGAAUUGUGUAAAAAAGGGCAUAACUUCAUGAAGGAUAUACCAAUGAUUCCAAAUGCUGUUCUCUUCUUGAGGUUUUUGUGCAACUUUUAUAUGCUUAAUGGUCACUCAAAUCCCAGUGUUGCUUAAUGGCUUAUAGAUGGUGUAAAAAGGUUUACAAUUUGGGUAUUUGCAGUUAUGGUCAAAUAUUGGUUGUUUUAUUUGUGGGGCACUUUGUGCUUACUAUAUUUUUGUAGUG
Molecule: messenger RNA, 733 nt
Organism: Cynara cardunculus var. scolymus (artichoke)
Lineage: Eukaryota; Viridiplantae; Streptophyta; Magnoliopsida; Asterales; Asteraceae
Exons: 3
Coding region: 11-529 (172 amino acids)
Source: RefSeq, a predicted model, not a curated record